AUGGGGCAGCUCGUGAGCAAGAAGCCAAAGCUGGAGAUCAAUGAUGUUGACCGGGCGGUGCUGACCCUCAAGUCGCAAGUCCGCAAGCUGGAGCAGCAACGCACGCGGAUCCAGGCUGCCAUCGACCGGGAGCAGCAGAUGGCGCGGGAGCUGGUGGCCGCGGGAAGAAAGGACCGCGCCCUGCUGGCGCUGAAGAAGCGCAAGCUGCAGGAGGGGCAGGCCGCCAAGCUGGACGGGCUGCUGCUGAAUGUGGAGGAGGCGCUGGGCAACAUCGAGACCACGCAGUCGCAGCAGCGCAUCUUUGGCGCGCUCAAGGAGGCCAACACCGCGGUCAAGCAGAUGCAGCAGGCGCUGCCGCUGGAGGAUGUGGAGCAGCUGAUGCAGGACAGCGCGGAUGCCAAGGCCUACGAAGACAGCCUGCGCCAGCUGCUGGGCGAGUCGCUUAAUCCCGCCGAGGAGGAGGCGGCGGCGGCAGAGCUGCAGCAGCUGGAGGCACAGCUGCUGGAUGAGCAGGGGAUGGAGAUGCCCAAGGCUCCCACCGCGGUGGCGCGUGCGGAAGCGGCAGCGGCGGCGGCCCAGGAGCAGCCCGGGGGCGCGGUGGCAGCGGCGGUCACCAGCCCGGAGGAGGUGCUGCUGGCGCAGCUGCCCAGCGUGCCCAAGACGCCGGUACAGCUGGCAGAGGGGGAGCCGGUGGAGCCGGAGAAGGAGCCGGCCAUGCUGGCGGCCUGA
This is a messenger RNA of Chlorella variabilis, 729 nucleotides long. RefSeq lists its product as hypothetical. Lineage: Eukaryota; Viridiplantae; Chlorophyta; Trebouxiophyceae; Chlorellales; Chlorellaceae. Gene Ontology annotation, biological process: vesicle budding from membrane; late endosome to vacuole transport via multivesicular body sorting pathway. The record is from RefSeq and is a predicted model, not a curated record. Gene Ontology annotation, cellular component: multivesicular body; ESCRT III complex. The transcript is spliced from 6 exons. The coding region runs from base 1 to 729 and encodes 242 amino acids.